Molecule: messenger RNA, 2723 nt
Organism: Cololabis saira (Pacific saury)
Lineage: Eukaryota; Metazoa; Chordata; Actinopteri; Beloniformes; Belonidae
Gene: rpn1
Product: ribophorin I
Exons: 10
Coding region: 119-1924 (601 amino acids)
Cellular component (GO): oligosaccharyltransferase complex; membrane
Source: RefSeq, a predicted model, not a curated record
UGAAGGCAGCGUCAUCUUUCCGCUGUGCAGCGUAGCGGCGCUCUGUCCCUGCUCCACUUUUCUAUUGUCUAACCUUUACAAUUCCUCUAAUUAAUAUAUUUUUUUUUGUAAAUCAACUAUGACACGAAAACCCUUGCUCUCCAUCGCCUGCGUGCUGCUGGUGUUCCCUGUGAUGGUGCGGGUUUCAGCAGCAGACGGUCUGGUGAAUGAGGAUGUGAAGAGGACGGUGGACCUGAGCACUCAUCUGGCCAAGAUCACUGCAGAGAUAGUCCUGGUGAACCAGGGACCCGGCCCGGUGCACAGCUUUGUCAUAGCCGUGGAGAGCGACCUGGCACCGCAUCUGGCCUACAUCGGAGCCUCGGUGAAAGGUGAUGAAGAGGAGGAUGGCACACUUGAGCUCCAGCAGACAACAGUUAGGGGCCAAAGUGGUGAGUUCUACAAAGUCCAGCUGCCGUCAAGUCUGGCUGCCGGUGCUCAGCUGAAGACAAAGGUGGAGAUGUCAUUCAGUCACGUACUGAAGCCUUUCCCCACACAAAUCACUCAAGCCGAGCGCCAGCUGGUGGUUUUCCAGGGGAACCAUUACCUCUACUCCCCAUAUCCCACUCGCAGUCAGACCACACGGGUCCGUCUGGCCUCCAAGAACGUUGAGAACUACACAAAGCUGGGCAACCCGAGCAAGGUGGAUGAGGUUAUUGAGUAUGGAGCCUUCAAAGACAUUGCACCAUUCAGCGAGGAUACCCUGAAGAUCCAUUAUGAAAACAACACGCCGUUUCUCACCAUCACUAGCAUUACUCGUAUUAUUGAGGUGUCUCACUGGGGAAACAUUGCUGUGGAAGAAACCAUCGACCUGAGGCACACCGGGGCCGUCCUGAAGGGCCCGUUUUCACGUUACGAUUACCAACGUCAGUCAGACAGUGGAAUCUCAUCCGUCAAGUCAUUUAAGACCAUCCUUCCAGCCUCGGCUCAAGAUGUUUACUACCGGGACGAGAUCGGCAACAUCUCCACCUCCCAUCUGCAGGUUCUGGAUGACUCGGUGGAGGUGGAGGUCAGGCCUCGUUUCCCCUUAUUCGGAGGCUGGAAAACCCACUAUAUCAUUGGAUACAAUCUACCAAGCUACGAGUACCUCUACAUGCUUGGUGACCAGUAUGCCCUGAAAAUGAGAUUGGUUGACCACGUGUAUGAUGACCAGGUUAUUGACGACAUGACUGUGAAAAUCAUUUUGCCAGAGGGAGCCAGAAAUGUCCAUGUGGAUACACCAUACAACAUUGAUCACUUACCAAGUCAGCUGCAUUACACAUAUCUGGAUACGUUUGGCCGACCGGUCUUGGUGGCCACAAAGAACAACCUGGUGGAGCAGCACAUUCAGGAUUUUGUGGUUCAUUAUAAUUUCAAUAAGAUCCUGAUGCUACAGGAGCCUCUAUUGGUUGUAGGAGCCUUCUACAUCCUCUUCUUCACUGUCAUCAUCUAUGUUCGUCUGGACUUUUCCAUCACAAAGGAUCCUGCAGCGGAGGUGCGGAUGAAGGUAGCCUCCAUCACAGAGCAGGUCCUGACUCUAGUCAACAAACGUCUGGGUCUCUACCGACACAUGGAUGAGGUGGUCAACCGCUACAAACAGUCCCGUGACACGGGGGCGCUAAACAGCGGUCGGAAGACCCUAGAGGCCGACCACCGCACUCUCACCAACGAGAUCAGCUCGCUGCAGGCUCGGCUCAAGGCAGAGGGCUCUGACCUGGCUGAAAAGGUUGGAGAAGUGCAGAAGCUGGACGGCCAGGUGAAGGAGCUGGUGUCCCGUUCCUGCCUGGAGGCGGAGCGGCUGGUGGCGGGCAAAGUCAAGAAGGAGGCUUACAUCGAGAGUGAGAAGACACUGACAAGCAAGAGGCAGGAGCUCAUCAACCGCAUCGACAGUCUGCUGGAUGCUCUGUAAACUCUGGCACAGUUACUGACACACAGGAAAAUUAUUUGUAUGAAAAUUCGAUGAAUGUGACACAUGCUUAUGCAUCUUUUUCUUUAUCCAUCCUCACAUUCAUAGAUGAACUGUUAACAUCUCCCAAUGAUGGGUUUAUCUCAACAUGUGCCUUUUGUGUGAUAAACUUGUUGUCACUGGUUCCUUGAUGUGUACAGUACUUGGCUCCAGAACAGCUGAAAGUUUUGGCUUUUUAAUUUCUUCAGUUGAGAUCAAAACCAUCAAACUUCGUCAGACCUGAUGUUUUCACAAUCAAGUCUGGAUUUGUUUCCCCUAUGAAGUGUGCAUGGUUAAGAACAUGUUUUUGAAAUGAAUAACGGAAGGCACCUGUGUUUUUUCAUCUCUUUACUCUCCUAUUGUAUUCUGGGAUCAAAUCAUUUUUUUUGUUGGUGAGGAUAAUAGUUCCCAUUAAUCUUUAAAUAUCACUUUUUUUUCCUCCUAUUUGGCUUGUGCUGACAUUUAUAUUUGAAGCUCUGAUUUUGUGUCAUCUCCAGUGUUUCUGAUUUUUUUUACAUUUUGCAUGAAAGGCAUUUUUCUUGUAUCCUUAUUUUUCCCCCACUGAGAUUGAUUCACACUAUCAAUAACAUUUUGACACACUUUUCCAUACAAAUGAAUUGGAAAGUGUGUCAAAAUGUUUGAGUGGUAGUGUAAAUGGAUAUUAAAUGUGAUAAAAGGCACGAAAGAUGUACAAUAAGCAUUUCUGAAAUGGCCAACGAUGUGGAACACUGUCAAAGUAGAAAUAAAGUUUUGAAAAACUCCA